Molecule: messenger RNA, 1022 nt
Organism: Venturia canescens
Lineage: Eukaryota; Metazoa; Arthropoda; Insecta; Hymenoptera; Ichneumonidae
Gene: CPR17
Product: endocuticle structural glycoprotein SgAbd-2-like
Exons: 2
Coding region: 431-976 (181 amino acids)
Cellular component (GO): chitin-based extracellular matrix
Molecular function (GO): structural constituent of chitin-based larval cuticle
Source: RefSeq, a predicted model, not a curated record
UUUCCCGGGUUAUGUAAAGCCUAGACUCGGUGUAGACUCUCAGGAGAGGUAUAAAGGUCGGCUGUUCCCCCAACGGACUUAGAGUUGCUCGCGAACUUCACAACCGCAACCAUCGAAAAGUGAUCCCUAUAUUCAUACUUAUACGUAUAUAUACAUAUACAGCACCUACACAUAUGACGCAAAGUUAUUAAACUGCGUUCGUAAACACGUGGAGUACCAUUUUCCUGCACGUACACGUAUAUACACGCGCAUAUCAUAUAUGCGUGUGUGUGUGUGUUGAAUAAAAAUAUACGUAUAUCGUAUAUUGGAGUCCAAGUGCGGCAACUUUCCUAUAAAUGCGCUGCGUUUAUAUUUGCGUACUUAUUUGUCAAUAAUGUGCGUUGAAUAACAUCCCUUAUAGCCAUAUUUAUAUAUAUAUAUAUAUAUUGAUAUGUUUGAAUUGAUGUCGUCCGCGACUACACCAACAAUCAACAUGCGUUAUCUUAUAUUCGCUUCAGUUAUUUUGGCAAUCGCAAGUGGCCAGGGACAAUUCAGAGAGCCGGAAAAACUUGUGAAAGGAUCUCAUACGUUAGGGGACGAUCUUGGAAAAUACGACUUCACAUACGAAACGGAGGGGGGGAUCGUGCAGACCGAGCACGGUUCGCGAAAAUACGAGGGAACGCCGGCCGAGACUCAACUGAUACAGGGAUCGGUACAGUACAACGCGCCCGAUGGAACUCCGAUAUCUUUGAGUUGGACUGCCGAUGAAUUCGGUACACAAGUCGUGGGAACGCACAUACCAACUCCUCCGCCGAUUCCACCUGCGAUUCAGCGCGCCCUCGAGUGGAUAGCGAAGCAACCAUCGACGACUGAACAGCCCGAGGGAGAUCAGACGAUCUAUUCGGGCCAAUCCUCGAAGCAAAAUCGAAACUACGAGUCGCCCAAAAACGAGCACCAGCAAUUCGGAAAUCUUAAAAAAACAGCUAGGCGCAAUUAAUUUAUUUACCAAAUAAUGUCGAAAUAUAAAAUAAUUCUGUCUCUGA